This is a messenger RNA of Hordeum vulgare subsp. vulgare (domesticated barley), 1276 nucleotides long. RefSeq names its product protein CUP-SHAPED COTYLEDON 1-like. Gene Ontology annotation, molecular function: DNA binding. The transcript has 3 exons. Gene Ontology annotation, biological process: regulation of DNA-templated transcription. Bases 154 to 1002 code for a protein of 282 amino acids. The record is from RefSeq and is a predicted model, not a curated record. NCBI's taxonomy places the organism in Eukaryota, Viridiplantae, Streptophyta, Magnoliopsida, Poales, Poaceae.
CCACUCAUGGUAUAAAAACAGCUCUUGCUUCUUCCACUUAUUAGCUCGCCGGCCGUGGUCAAGACUUGCGACAUCGCCUAGCUAGCUAGCUAGAAGCUGCUUGUCCGGUGGGUUUCGCCGACGGACGGACAGGCCGGGCGGCCGGGAGGGACGAUGGGGCUGAGGGAGAUAGAGUCGACAUUGCCGCCGGGGUUCAGGUUCUACCCCAGCGACCAGGAGCUGGUCUGCCACUACCUCUACAAGAAGGUGACCAACGAGCGCGCCUCCCAGGGCACGCUCGUCGAGGUCGACCUCCACGCUCGCGAGCCAUGGGAGCUUCCUGACGUGGCGAAGCUGACGGCCAGCGAGUGGUACUUCUUCAGCUUCAGGGACCGCAAGUACGCGACGGGGUCGCGCACCAACCGCGCCACCAAGACCGGCUACUGGAAGGCCACCGGCAAGGACCGUGAGGUGCGCAGCCCGUCCACGCGCGCCGUCGUCGGCAUGAGGAAGACGCUCGUCUUCUACCAGGGCCGCGCCCCCAACGGCACCAAGACCAGCUGGGUCAUGCACGAGUUCCGCCUCGACUCGCCGCACCUGCCACCAAGGGAGGACUGGGUGCUCUGCAGGGUGUUCCAGAAGCAGAAAGUGGACGGCGACCAAGACAACGCCCGCUCCUCCUCGCCGACCUUCGCCGGCUCGUCGCAGCCGGCGCCGGAGCUGCCCGUGAUGGACGCGGGCAACGACCACAUGACGGGCUUCGCGCCGCCACGGCAGGAAGAGAUCAUGGCCUGCGGCUCCAACCCGUUGAUGAACGCGGCGGUGUGGCAGCAGUACAACUCGCUUCUUCUCGAUCAGUACCCGCAGGAAGAGACGACGGCGGGCGGCUCGCCGGCGCUGGCCAGAGGGGUGACGGGAGACGACUGCGGGUUCUUCUUCGACUCGGGGUUCGAGGACAUGGCUGGCCUUGGGCAGCUUGGGGCCAUGCCCAUGAGGUUCCCCCAAGGCCAAGGGUGGAGCUGAUGCCGGUCGUGCGCCCGCGGUGAUCCUUGUGUACGUACGUACUACGUCCUGAAGCAAACGCUGGCGAUUGAAUUGAUUAAUUCCAUUGGUGCUGUAGGCAUAGCGUGUGAGGUCGUUUAUAUAGAUUGGUAAAAAGAUCGAGUGUGUACGUGCCGCCAUAAGAUGGUUUCGUUUCGGUCCCUUGAUUGAAUGAUGACAUGUAUUGCAAAUUUGCAAUCAGAAAACCCAUAUGUAAAUUAUUGGUAGUACAACAGAGUUCAGAUUUCACUGCACA